Epithele typhae is the source of this 519-nucleotide messenger RNA. RefSeq lists its product as uncharacterized. Bases 1 to 519 code for a protein of 172 amino acids. The record is from RefSeq and is a predicted model, not a curated record. The transcript has 3 exons. Lineage: Eukaryota; Fungi; Basidiomycota; Agaricomycetes; Polyporales; Epitheliaceae.
AUGACGACCAACCUCAGUUUCUCCUCCACCAGCCCGUUCAACUCGCUCAUCGUCGACACCGCGACGGGCGAGACCCUCUUCGAGACCACGACCCCCUUCAAGUUCGGAGCGCGGACCACGACGCUGUACAACCCCCGGCAGGAGGUCGUCGGCAUGUACGAGCGGCGGUGGGGGCGGGACACGGUCACGUUCCACGGGGAGACGCACCCGCUGUCCGAGUGGCUGCCGCACUGCGGGGCGUUCGCGUCUCGGUCGCGCCGAUUCUCCGCCCCGAACGGGAAGGCGUACGAGUGGAGACGAAGGUCCGGCGCGGCCGCUCUCAAGCUUGUAGCGACGGACACCGGCCGGACCGUGGCGAAGGCGCAUCGCGCCCACCGCGAUCAGCAGCUGAGCGUCGACCUCGAGCCCGAGCUGGCUCCGUUCCUUGACGAGGUGAUGUUCUCGUUCAUCAUCUGUGAGGAGAGGCGCAGACGGACUGCGUACGCUGCUGCGGCUGUAGGUGGCAGCACAACUGCGUAG